Messenger RNA from Clonostachys rhizophaga, 1257 nucleotides. NCBI's taxonomy places the organism in Eukaryota, Fungi, Ascomycota, Sordariomycetes, Hypocreales, Bionectriaceae. The record is from the annotation of a GenBank genome assembly.
AUGAUUGGCAAGCAGAUCGUUGCUCUUACUCUGCUCUCCGCCAUGGCGGAUCAGACUCUGGCUGCUCCUGGCCACCAGCACCGCCAGCUCCAUGCUGUCGAGAAGAAGCGAGCAUUGGAGAUCGAAGUAGUCACCGAAAUCGUCACCGUCACCGUCACCUACGGUGCGGAACCAACCAAGGACGAUAAGGGCGGCAUCUUCGUUUCCGUUCCUGACACCACCUCGACUUCUGUCGCCGCCGCCCCAACUGUAGAACAGCAGGUUGACAACCAGAAGCCUGCUUCCUCCAGCAGCUCGGCCCAGGUUCAGGAGAACGCCAAGCGACCCUCGUCCUCUACGUUAACCUCCACCGCUGUUGUUACCACCACUGCUCAGCCUACUACCAGUGCUGAGCCCACAACUGCCGCUCAGCCUACAACCACGGCUGUGCCAUCUUCCUCUUCGACCAGUUCGGCAGCACCUGCGAGCACAUCCUCAUCGUCUUCCGGGGGCUCUGGAGGAUCGAAGCGUGGUAUUGCGUAUAAUGACGCUACUCUGAUUAGCAAGCUCAACAAAUGCUCCUGGAUCUAUAACUGGGAGACCCAAGCCAAGGGCGGGCCCUCUGACAAGUACAUUCCUACGUUGAAGGACGCCUCUCAACAGUGGAUUACCUGGUUCAAUGAGCAGGUAGCGGAGGGAGUCUCGCUCACCUCGAGCUCCCUCAACACCAUAUUCUCUGCGAACGAACCCGAUAAUGGUGGACAGGCUGGCGCGACUAUCCCGUCCGUUGCCGCGGCUGUCCAAUUCCAAAUCGACCACUUCAACAACCUAAGGGACAGCCCACUUUCAAGCGUGAUCAAGGAGGCUAGUGUUGGUGCUCCUUCAGUCACAAACGGACAGGGCGCCAACCAGGGUCUCAACUAUCUCAAGCAAUGGGUUGAAGCCUGCAAUGCCAGAUCGAAGGAGGGUUGUAGGUUCGAUUUCUGCAACCUCCACUGGUAUGAUUACAUGAAGGCCGAAGACAGCCUAUUCUCCAACCUGGAGAAGGCCCAUGAGAUCUGUGGCGGCAAGCCUGUCUGGCUGACAGAGUUUGCUGCUCUCGAUGAAGACGAGAAGACGAUCUCCGAGUGGCUUCCUGGCGUUUUGAGCAAGCUGGAUGCUUUGGAUUAUGUUCCAAGAUACGCUUACUUCAUGGCCGGAAACUCCCAGAAAGUUGGCUGGAACCUCUUCAACUCUGACGGCUCGCUCAACGCCAUUGGCGCUGCGUAUAACAACUAG